CGGCCGGAUCGCUGCUUCUGCCGCCUCCUCCCCUUCUUCCUCCUCCUCUCCUACGCAGUACUAUGAGGCGGCCCUGACGGGGGGCACCGCAGCCCGCCCGCCCUGCCCCCCUUCCCCCCCUCCUCACCCCCCCCUCGCCCCCAGCCCCCUGUCCUCGCCUCAGCCCAGCCCAACGAAGCCCGGCACGGCGGCGGGGUCUGGGCUCCCCACCCGCCCCCCGAUGACUGCGGCAAACUGCGGCGGCGCAAACGACGAGUUCGACUUCAGGCUCAUCUUCGGGGAGGACGGGCAGCAGCCGGGCCCGGGGCCGCCGUCGACGACGCCACUGCCACAGCCGCUUGGGCCUGCCGCCGCCUCAGCAGAUCUUGAACCUGAUGACUGUGCUUCUGUGUGCAUCUUCAGUGUAGAUCACUCAUCAUCUGUAAAUCAUCCUAUUUGUAUCCCUUGUCAUGCAUUUCAGUCACAUCAUUCUCCUUUGUCUUCGCCUACUAGACUGCAGGAUCAUAAAAGCUAUGAAGGAAUGUGUGAAGUACCACAAUCCAAGUACAGUGCACUAGGUGGUCCUAAGACAUUUGAGUGUCCUAGCAUUCAAAUUACAUCUAUUUCUCCUAACUGUCAUCAAGGAAUAGAAGCCAGUGAAAAUGAAUUGCACACAAAUGGCCCUCAAAAUGAAUAUAUGGAAAGGCCUUCAAGGGACCAUUUGUAUCUUCCUCUUGAGCCAUCUUACAGGGAUUCGUCCCUUAGCCCAAGUCCUGCCAGCAGCAUUUCCUCCCGAAGCUGGUUCUCGGAUGCCUCCUCUUGUGAGUCGAUUUCUCAUAUUUAUGAUGAUGUGGAUUCAGAACUGAAUGAAGCUGCUGCUCGAUUUACCCUUGGAUCACCUUUGGCAUCUCCUGGAGGUUCUCCAAGGGGCUGUCCAGUGGAUGAACCCUGGCAACAAUCUUAUGGAUUUGGGCAUGCCUUGUCACCUAGACAAUCUCCUUGUCAUUCUCCUAGGACUAGUAUCACAGAUGAAAAUUGGCUUAGCCCUAGGCCAACCUCAAGACCAUCAUCGCGACCUACAUCACCGUGUGGGAAACGGCGACAUUCUAGUGCUGAGAUCUGUUACGUUGGUUCACUUUCUCCUCACCAUUCUCCAACUCCCUCUCCAGGACAUUCUCCUAGGGGAAGUAUAACUGAAGACACAUGGCUAAAUUCUUCUCUUCAUGGUCUGACUCCUGGCCUUUCACCUUUUCAGUGUUGUGCAGAGACUGACAUCCCUCUUAAAACACGAAAGACCUCCGAGGAUCAAACUGCCAUUAUAUCAGGAAAAAUAGAGCUUUGUUCUGAAGAACAGGGUAGUUUAUCACCAUCACUUGAAACAGCAAUAGAUGAUAACUCUGGAGCCCAGCAUAUGUUAAAAAAAGACUUGUCUGGUGACCAAUUUCUUUCUGUUCCUUCACACUUCACCUGGAACAAACCAAAGCCUGGCCAUACUCCUAUCUUUCGCACAUCUUCGUUGCCUCCCCUAGACUGGCCUUUGCCUACUCAAUAUGGACAGUGUGAAUUGAAAAUAGAAGUGCAACCAAAAACUCAUCAUAGAGCACAUUAUGAAACAGAAGGCAGUAGAGGAGCAGUAAAAGCAUCAACUGGUGGCCAUCCUGUAGUGAAGCUCCUGGGUUAUAGUGAAAAGCCAGUAAACCUACAGAUGUUCAUUGGGACAGCGGAUGAUCGUUAUCUACGGCCACAUGCCUUCUACCAAGUGCAUAGAAUCACGGGUAAAACAGUUGCUACUGCUAGUCAAGAGAUAAUUAUUGCAAGCACAAAGGUCUUGGAAAUUCCACUUCUUCCUGAAAACAAUAUGUCAGCCAGUAUUGACUGUGCAGGUAUUUUGAAACUCCGCAAUUCAGACAUAGAACUUCGUAAAGGGGAGACAGAUAUUGGAAGAAAGAAUACAAGAGUGCGGCUUGUGUUUCGAGUUCACAUCCCACAGCCUAAUGGAAAAGUCUUGUCCCUUCAAGCUGCUUCAAUACCUGUUGAAUGCUCUCAGAGAUCGGCUCAAGAACUUCCUCAGAUAGAGAAAUACAACAUCAACAGUUGCUCAGUAAAUGGAGGCCAUGAAAUGGUUGUUACUGGAUCGAACUUCCUUCCAGAAUCAAAAAUAAUAUUUCUUGAAAAGGGGCAAGAUGGAAGGCCUCAGUGGGAGGUGGAAGGAAAAAUAAUUAGAGAAAGGAGUCAAGAGGCUACAAUUGUUCUUGAAGUUCCUCCAUACCACAACAAAACAGUUACAGCUACUGUCCAGGUGCAGUUCUAUGUUUGCAAUGGCAAGAGGAAAAAAAGUCAGUCUCAGCGUUUUACUUACACUCCAGUUGUACUAAAGCAAGAGAACAGAGAUGAAAUGGAUUUGUCUUCAGUUCCAUCAUUGUCCUUGACUCGUUGUACAGGUGUUAAAGGACUCUCUUCUCUCCAAACUCAGCUGCCUUCACCAGAUCCAGGGCUCUCGCAUGAUAGUUUACUUUCUACUUCACCUAGGAGCCUUGUAUGUCCAGUUCAGCAGACGUACACAUCCAUGGCAUCCUCACCAGUAUCUCAGUUGCCACACAUCCAGAAUAGAAGCAUUAGUCCAGGUGAAGAGCAUCAUGUUUUGUCUCCAGCUGUAGUCCACCAAUCUUUUCAGGUAACAUCAGCACCUUCUGCGAGGCCUUCCUACCAGCCUAUGCAAUCUAAUGUUAUGUUUAAUGGACAGACUGGUCUUCCCAUGAACUCUGCUUCCUCCAGCCAAGGAUAUGAUGCAAUUUCAUUUCAACAAGAUGCAGCUGUACCUCCAUUGAUAAACCUUAGCUGCCAAUCUCUACCAACAAUGCCCUAUCUUUCUUCAAGUCCAGUUUCAGUGUCAACUUCAGCUGCAACAGGAGUGCAUCCUUCAGUCCACCCAACUCAAUCAAGACAAUCGUCACCUCAUUUGCAGUCAAUGGGAUACCAUUGUCCAAAUCCUCUGCAAAGUUCUGUCUCUUCCACAAUGACUCAGUCCCUGGGACACCCUUCCACACAGUUGCAACAAGUUACUUACCAUUCUUCAAAUCCAGGUAACACUUCAUCACCAUCCCCAAAACCUUCUCAUUCAUUGGGCCAUUCACCACGAUCUGGGCCAUCUUCUCCACAAUUGCAGCCUAUGCCUUACCAGACUCCUAGCUCAGGACCCGCUUCAUCUCCUCCUCCAACUGCUGUUGGUCACUCUGGACAACAGUCCCCACAGGCACACAGCCCAGGCUUGGGUGGAAUUCCUGCAGCUUCAUCUUUGAUGCAUCAUAACAUAUGUGACUCAUCUCCAUUUUCACCAGAGGAAUCAGCUGUUAACAUUAAACCUGAACCUGAAGAUCGAGAGUUGAAUUUUCAGACAAUAGGGUUGCAAGACAUCACUUUGGAUGAUGUGAAUGAAAUCAUAGGAAGAGAUAUGUCACAGAUCUCGGUGUCCCAUGGAGCAGGGGUGGCUAUCCAUUCUCCGCAUGCAUCUUCUGCAUCUCUGGAGACAGGACUAUCGGAUGGAAUUCAGUAGCUGCUAAGCUUGUGACUUAGUGAUCCAGAAAACUUCGCACUUUUCCUUUGAGUAAUGCUUCAUCCCCCUCCUUAGAUUUACUGUGCUUCCGACUUUGUGGCCUUGAUGAUCUGGAACAGUGGAUCCUUUGCAUAGCUGUUCUGGGAGGGUGGGGAAACGGUUACACUUCUAGCUUCCUAGGAUGCUGUAAAAAUUACUUUGUAAAAAUGGACACAAAGAAGCAACCCAAGAUACUUUAACCAUGAAAAAAUACCAAUGAGCUAUGCUUGUUUUGUGCAUUUAAUAGAAUACUUUUAUAUUAAGUGCUUAAUUGUAUGGAGAAAUAUAGUUUUGCUCUCAAUAUGCACAGUACUGAAUGUGGGAUUUUUUUUUUUAAAAAAUACACAUCUUCAUAUGCUGCUUUUCCGUAGAAAUAUUAGGACUGUAAUAUAAAUUUGUAUACCUUUUUGGGGGUCUUUUGAAGAGCCUUUAAGCUUAUAUUGUUUGAAAGAGAACUUUUUUUUAUAAUGAAAUCUUCCAGAGGCACAAAAGUACCUGUCAUCUUAAGCCAAUGCCUUGGAAGUCUUGCGUAUAAAAAAUAGCAUUUUCUUUGGACUUUUAGGAAGCAAAGCCAAAUGUAGGUCUGUGUUCUUUAUACAUUGAAAAUCCUUGGUAGGCUGCAAAGAGACCAUUCCAUCUUGGAAAUAUUGGGAUAAAAAUGACAUUCCAAAAUCUAACUUUUAUAACUUUAUACCCCUUGCUAGCACAGGCCCCCCUCUAAGUGAAACAUGUUUUUCUAGUUCAGAACAGUUUAUAAAAUGCUAAUUUUUAAAGAGAGAAACAAGAUUUUUGGAUGCUGAAAAGCCAUGCUCUAUAAGGAAACCUUUUGGUUGGAAUAGUUUUAAGUACGGGUUAUCCGCACUGUCUUGAAAUCCCUCAGGUAGGGUUUUUCACUUAGUCCAUGAUGUGUCUCCCCACCCCCACCCCACCCCUGGACAAAUCCAAUUUAUAUCUCUUGUUACUCAGACUUGUUUCUUAAAAAUAUUUUCUUUAUAACAUUUUGAUACUUAUGUUCAUGGGGAUUCCUCCUUCAAGAAAUCUGAUUAGUCCCAGUAUGUAGUAAAGGAAAUGUAACAGGUUUUGAUAAAUAGUGAAAAACUGUUUAGCCGCUCAUGCUCUUAACAGUUGUGCUUAAUACGCUGACAGAGGCAGCUUUUUCUAGUAGUUAACAGACGUCAGGGCACACCCACCAUGAAUUUCUCUCCUGCAAGCGCCAUUGAAAGUAGUGGGGACUGCCCUUUUGCAACUCCUGUUGUACUUCCAGCAACCCACACCAUCAAGGAAUCAUGUUUACACUACAUUUUGAAAUUUCAGACCACACUGAAUAAAAAUAAAUAAAUCAUGAUUGGAGCCGAAACGUCAGUGACACAACUUUGUGUUAGUAUUUCAUACAAGAUGGGCAAUUACGAGUUCAUAAUCCAAACAUGUAAUAUCCAGAAUCCCUGUUAGAUAGUAAAUUUAUGUUGCUUUUUGUAUGAAUAUUGAGUUUUUAAAAUAAAUUGAAAAUCCAGCUUAUUCAGCUUUGACUAGCCAAAUAAGAAAGAGGGACUCCAGAUUGCUAAGAGAGUUUUUGAAAGCAAUCAAGUAAAGAUUAAUCUGGCCUGGCCUGUUGUAAAAACAUUAUAAGUCUUAACUGCAUCUGUUCUAACUCUGGCCCAUCAGGUAGGAAGCCCAAUGCGUUUUAAUCAAUUUCCCACAUCUCCUGUGAAGAGAGCUUUGUCCUCUUUAAGCCUCCUUUUAGCCAUCAAGAGGGCACUGACAGAUAUUAGCCCCAACUGGCAAUGUUCUACUGACUGAUUUGUCACUUGGUCUGCCAGUGGCCCACCCUUCAGUGUAAAAUAAAAUACAGUACAUUCAGAUGUUUGUGCUUAUCUUCAGUGGAAACCUAAUGCCUGUCUUCUACAAAAUUCCUAAAAGUUUAGAAUAUAUAUAUAAACCUUGACAGUCAAAGCAAAUAUGAUUUUGGGGGUUAGAAUUUACAAUUCAAGAGGGAAGGAAGUGGCCUUCAUAUGAACAGCUAUCUUGAAUGCUUUAAUUAGGUAGAUGUCAAAUUGGAGUAGCUCUUAAAUUCAUCCCUUUCCCCCAGUAAAUUUGCUUUUAAUUAACUUUUUGAGAUAUGUAAUGUUAUUAGACUACUGUUACUAGAUUGUCAUAUAUAAAUAUUAGAAAUCAAAAGGAGCAGUACUGUCAUUUGGAAAAGGUAGUCUCUCUAGUGUUGCUUUUAGGUAAGUCUGUCUUCUGUUCACAUAAGUUAAAUAGCUUUAAAAGAAGCUGUACAGCUAAGUACAUGUGUAGCACUUCACUCCUUUUUAAAUUGCCUUAGCCUUUUCAUGUCUAGUUGGUGACAAUUCCUGCAUUACAGUUUUCACUCCGUAAGUAGUAAUGGGUCUCUAGUAACCAGUGGUUGCAGGGAGAUUUCAAGUUUUCAGAGCUUUCUGUAUGCCAUGGGGUUUUAUGCUCCUUGGUGGUGUGCAGUGUAGCCUCUUCCCUCUCUUAAGUCCUCCUGAGUAGUUUUGAAUUUAUAUUUUUCCUAAAAUAUGGGAACCCAAACAAUCCCGUGUUGCUAUGCACUAAGUGAGCAAUCCACCAAAAGCUGUACCAUUACAGCCUCUCUCCAUUUCAGCAGGGCUUGCACAGGGGAGCCCCUUGCAAGCAAGCUACUGAAACAAUUUGAGAUUUUUGCAGCUAUGGAAUUGGCGGAUGGUUCACAAAAUCUUCUGAUGCCUUUAAAUACCUUGAUGCCUGUAGAUGUAGAACUGCUUUCCUAUUUAAAACAAAAACAUAGACUUUGGGUACUAAAAAUGGUUGUAUUUGCCUUGUAAACACUUCAGUGCAAGGGUCUUAAUUUUAUUUUAAUGUUUUGCUUGUGUGAUGCUAUAGAUUUAAAGACUGUUAAUCUUGUGUAAUGUAGUGGAUAUAAAAGCACAUGAUUUCUAUUGGACUAUGCAACUUACAAUUUUCAGCAGUCGCCGCCUGUGACUGGCACUUUGGCAUCUACCUUGCUAGCCUCUCCGGCCUCCAGAUCUACACAAUUGCUUUCUAUGCUGAUGUCCAUUUUUUAAAAAAAAAAUAUUAUGGAAAGCAUUCAUAAAACAACUCUCAACAGAAAGAGUGGAGGCUUUUGUUAAUCAAAUGAGGAGGCAGCACAUGGCCCAUUUGAUAUGGGCUACUAAAAGCAGUUUUGGCUUUACCAAAGUUUGACCACAAUCUGGCACUCAUUGUAAUAAACUCUUCAUCAGAGAAAUGGAACUGCCAUCCUUUGUAAACCAAAGAUUAAAGAAGAAGAAAAAAAGACAAAUUUUGUUUGUAUGCAAACAAAACUUUGAAAACUCUAUUUUUGAUACACAAAAUGAAUGUCAUUCCUUGAGAGGUUUGGAGACUAUUCAAAUUGAAGUUUUAUAUUUAACCAUGUGGGACAAUAAUGAUUUUAAGACUAAAGGUUACAUUCUAGAUGUUUACAGAGCCUUGUAUUGUAAUUUCAUGUACAUUUUGUGUAUUAAACCUUUUGUAAGUUA
This is a messenger RNA of Lacerta agilis (Sand lizard), 7086 nucleotides long. RefSeq names its product nuclear factor of activated T cells 3 (gene NFATC3). NCBI's taxonomy places the organism in Eukaryota, Metazoa, Chordata, Lepidosauria, Squamata, Lacertidae. Gene Ontology annotation, biological process: calcineurin-NFAT signaling cascade; regulation of transcription by RNA polymerase II; cytokine production. Gene Ontology annotation, molecular function: transcription factor binding; RNA polymerase II cis-regulatory region sequence-specific DNA binding; DNA-binding transcription factor activity, RNA polymerase II-specific. The record is from RefSeq and is a predicted model, not a curated record. Bases 221 to 3532 code for a protein of 1103 amino acids. Gene Ontology annotation, cellular component: transcription regulator complex. The transcript is spliced from 10 exons.